Messenger RNA from Rubroshorea leprosula, 637 nucleotides. Lineage: Eukaryota; Viridiplantae; Streptophyta; Magnoliopsida; Malvales; Dipterocarpaceae. The record is from the annotation of a GenBank genome assembly.
GCCAAGAUUGUGAUUCAUGCAUUUUUGUUCUGGAUAAUUUCAUGAUAGCUUCUUUUCUAGCUUUGCUCUUGGUUGGGUUAUCACCAAUGGUGCUGGACUUGCCUCGUAUCCAAUUGACACUGUCUGCAGAAGAAUGAUGAUGACUUCUGGUGAAGCUAUGAAGUACAAGAGCUUGCUUGAUGCAUUCUCUCAGAUUGUUAGGAAUGAGGGUGUGAAAUCUCUCUUCAAGGGUGCUGGUGCCAACAUCCUUCGUGCUAUUGCUGGUGCUGGUGUGCGUGCUGGCUAUGAUAAGCCCCAGAUGAUUGUUUUUGGAAAUAAGUAUGGUUCUGGUGGGGCAUAAUCAACAGAUCCCUUACACAUUUUGAAUCUUUGAUACAGAUGGUGAUGAAAAUCAUUUUCAAUUCUAUUCAAGAUUAUUUUAAAGGCAUCUUUUGUAUUUUUUCUUAGAAUAACUUGUCCAUGGGGGGUUUCUCAAAACAUUUCCUUUGGAAUGAAUUUUUCAACCCCAAUUUUGAUUGAUUGCCGGAGUUCUUGCAAUCUUAAAAGUGAACAACACAUUGUUUUUGAACUUACAUUGCCUUGUAGAGUUCCUCUUCUGAUAUUUCUUCCUGAACAUCAAUAUACUAUUUUGCUUUUC